Molecule: messenger RNA, 1667 nt
Organism: Arachis stenosperma
Lineage: Eukaryota; Viridiplantae; Streptophyta; Magnoliopsida; Fabales; Fabaceae
Product: pentatricopeptide repeat-containing protein At2g36730
Exons: 1
Coding region: 16-1527 (503 amino acids)
Biological process (GO): RNA modification
Molecular function (GO): protein binding; RNA binding
Source: RefSeq, a predicted model, not a curated record
UUUAAUUUUCUUGUAAUGUUUGGUGAAAUGCGUGUGCCGCUUCCACUUUCCCUCUCUACAAAGCAACAAUGCCUCACUCUUCUCUCACUCUGUUCUUCCAUCACCCAACUCCACCAAAUCCAAGCUCAAACCCACAUCAAUGGCCUCUUCCAAGACCCUUAUGUCCUCUCCCAACUCAUCUACUUAUCUUCCCUCUCCUCCUUCGCCAACCUCACCCACGCAAAAACCAUUCUUUUUCAUUCCCCCACCACCUCAUCACCCAUUUCAUGGAACAUCCUCAUCAGAGCAUACGCAACUACUGAUUCUCCGCUUCAAUCCAUCUGGGUAUUCCGCACAUUCCGAAAAUUGGGUGUGAAGCCCAAUAAACUCACUUAUCCUUUUCUGUUCAAGUGUUGUGCUAUGGCUUCUGCGCUUUCUGAGGGAAAACAGCUGCAUGCUGAUGUUAUCAAGUUUGGUCUUGAUUCUGAUGUGUACGUUGGGAAUAACAUGGUUAACUUAUAUGGGUUCUGUAAAAAGGUUAAGGAUGCAAGGAAGGUGUUUGAGGAAAUGCCGAACAGAACUGUUGUGUCUUGGAACUCAAUUAUGACUGCUUGUGUUGAGAAUCAUUGGUUGGGAGAUGGGAUUCGGUACUUUUUUAGGAUGCGGGGUUGCGAGUUCGAGCCGGAUCAUACUACUAUGGUGCUGAUGCUUUCUGUUUGUGCUGAGUUGGGUUACUUGAGUCUUGGAAGAUGGGUGCAUUCCCAAUUGAUUUUGAGAGGAAUGGUUUUGAGUUGUCAGUUAGGUACUGCUCUUGUUGAUAUGUAUGCAAAAUCAGGGAAUUUGGGUUGUGCUAGGCUUGUUUUUGAGAGAAUGGAGGAGAGGAAUGUGUGGACAUGGAGUGCAAUGAUUUUGGGAUUAGCCCAACAUGGGUUUGCAGAGGAAGCGCUUGCAUUGUUUGCUGAAAUGUGUGAAAAUCAUAGCAUAUGCCCCAAUUAUGUGACCUAUCUUGGGGUUCUAUGUGCUUGCAGCCAUGCCGGGAUGGUGAAUGAGGGUUACAAGUACCUUCGUGAAAUGGAAUAUGUCCAUGGGAUCAAGCCCAUGAUGGUACAUUUUGGAGCAAUGGUUGAUGUUUUAGGUCGUGCCGGCCUUCUUAAAGAUGCUUACGACUUUAUACAGAGGAUGCCUAUUGAGCCUGAUCCGAUUGUGUGGCGCACGCUGCUUAGCGCGUGCAAUGUUCAUGAUGCUCAGGACCAUGCAGGGAUAGGGGAUAAAGUGAGGAAGAGGCUGCUUCAGAUGGAGCCAAGGAGGGGAGGGAAUUUGGUUAUUGUUGCUAACAUGUAUGCUGAAUCAGGGAUGUGGGAGAAAGCGGCAAAAGUUAGGAGAGACAUGAGAGAUGGAGGUAUGAAGAAGAUGGCUGGAGAGAGUUGUGUUGAUUUAGGGGGUUCCAUGUUUAAAUUCUAUGCAGGUUAUGAUUCUAGCCAAGACUUGAUGCAUGUUUAUCAUUUGCUUGAUGGAUUGAACAUGCACUUGAAGAUGGUUGAUAGUUAAUAGUUAACUAGUGUUAGAAAUUGCUCUUGAAGAAUUGUUGACAAUUUUGUAAGUCAACAUUUUCACCAUUCAUUUGUAUAUAUUAUUUUUAGGAUGCUGCCCACACAUCUUUUAUGUAUCUUUGUUAUCACUCUAUAAAU